Phaedon cochleariae (mustard beetle) is the source of this 2815-nucleotide messenger RNA. Lineage: Eukaryota; Metazoa; Arthropoda; Insecta; Coleoptera; Chrysomelidae. The record is from the annotation of a GenBank genome assembly.
GAUUAAGCCGCAGCUUCUCGUUGCCUACGAAGAGAUUCUGUGAUUCCAGUGUGCAGUGCGCGAGUUUCAACUGUUUGUUCGUGUAAUGCGGGAUACCUAGGUGGCAGGCUGGUUUUGCUGAUUCCGCGGAUUUCGGAUUCAAGUAGAUUACUGAUAGGAUAGAAAAGAAAGACCCGAAAUGUCGACGUUGGAGAGAAAAGAGUACCAAGAAACCAAGAUAAUGCGAACCUUGUCCCCCGUUCGCUCCACUUACAGCUCCAAUCAAAAUGUAUCACAAUUCGAUAAUAAUUUAGAUCAUUUGCUGGAGGAUCUUCAGAACUCAGUUUCGCGGCCGGGCAGCUCCUUGGGGCACACCACCAACUACAAGGACAGCUCGAGAUCGGUGAGUGCUCUCGAUGCAGGACGAACCAAUUCGCUCAGCAGGAUUACCAACUUGAAAUCCGCCAAUCCUGCUACCGAGUAUUCGUCGGAUGACGCCUACAGCUACAAGAGUCCGGAUGGCAGACAACAGAUCAGCGGAUACAAAAAAGAAAAGUACAUCUACAAGACCAGUGGGGAUGUGGUUCCAGAAAAAACGAGAAUGCAGAGCAGCAUCAACCAACUGGACACCCUAUUAGAUGACUUGCAGCAGGCCAAGAAAUCCUCAUUUACAGAAAAAGAAUCGUAUAAUGGGGCUGGCGUGGAUCCAGAAUUACAAUCUGUAUACUCGAAACAGAACGUGAAUAGAGAACUCCACUAUGGAGACUCCCCUAUUAGUCAUAGUUCAAGGAACCAGACUAUCGAAAGAAACGAACGAGAAGGGUCUAUCAGGAGAGACGUCCAAUAUACCAGCGAAGGUUCCUACAUGGACAGCUUGCAGCGUCGACGAACCACUUCCCCCACCCCCAAGACUGCCACCCUGACGAAACGCAACGUGCGCGAGUACCCCGCAGAAGUGCUCGAAACCACCCCCGGUACCAUCGAUCCCGAAGUGCUCGCCCAUCUGGACCCCAACUUGCGUCCCCCCGGCAACACCAAGGUCACCACCACUAUCAAGACCUACACCUACGAGAUCCCCGGCUCCCCCACUGGGGGAGAAUUCUCUCCCUCUUCGGCGAACGUUCCAGGUGUGGAGGAGAAGUACGUGUACUCUCCCAAUAGGAGCGGCUCCAUGCCCAGCCAGAGUUUCGUUUACAGCAGCAGGGCGGAGGAUAAGGAGAAUUUGGUGUACCAGCAGGAAGGGUACCAGAAGCCUUAUCAGAAGCCCAGUCCGCCAGGUGGAGUAGUGGUGAAGGAGACCGUGACGACACGCAACUACCAGCCCGGCUACAGGGCGGACAACAAUCCUCCGACCACCAACCAGACCUACUUCUACAACGAGAGCUCGACCACCAAGAACGUUUUGCAAAACGGCCAUCCGCAGCCACCGCCCAUGCCGAGGCAGGACACCUACAUCGUCAAAGACUCGACCACCACUACCACCAAUAUCAACAAGACCGACCAUCAUAGAAAUUAUCCUCCAUCUGAUGAUUACCCGCCACACAAGGCAGGUUAUUCCCCCAACAAUGAUCCUGGAUGGAAGAAGACCUAUGUUAUCAAAGAAACUCACAAUACCAUCAACAAAACAGAACCUCCUUUUUCCGAAAGAGGUUACCCUGUGUAUAAUCCGCCAGACAACAACAGGGGCAACCCUCCGCACACGACGUACGUCAUCAAAGAGAGCCACAACACGACGACCAACCACCAACGCGCCGUCAGCCCGCCCCCGCCCUCCCAGCAGAAUGGCUCCCACCCCCAUCAACCUGGGAAGACAAUGGUCUACCGCCACGAGAGCCACACCACCAACAACUACGAGCCCCCCAGGCAGACGGGCAACAGGCCUAGAACUCCCGAUGAGGUCGAGACUUUCGAUCCCAGAGGGCGCCACCCACCUGCACAUGGAUAUGAACCAAAUGAGCCAAUAAAUAUUCACUAUUCAUACAAAUCGACAAACACGACGCAGAACAGGUUUGGAGGAGCCUAUCCACCAAAUGAGGAGAACCAACCUUUGCUGCCUGGAAAAUUUCCUAACAGUGAAAUAACUGAUGGACCCCCGAAAAAGCUGGAUGAACUCAUGGCUACAAUAGGACAUGAGCCUCCCAACAGCCCCCUGAAUGCAGGAUUCACGGCUCAUGAGCAAGAUUUAGCUCACCAGAAGAAGAUCGAUACGCUUAAGAAGCAGUCGUCCGAGGCCGACGAUGCACAAAGGAAGGAACAAAUUGCCAAAACCAAGAACGUGUCUGGGCCAGCUGUCUACUACCCUCCCGGAGAAAUGUUCGUUAAGAAGGAGGAAGGAGAAGCCGCCUGGAGAGCACAGGGUGGCUAUGCAAAGGCAUCCGGAAAAUACCAAUAUGAAGCAGAAAGCAAAAGCAAGAUGAAAAGCAGCAGUGGGGCCACUGUCGUCCCGGUUUGCUUACCAUUGUGUUGUGGACUGCCUUGUGUGUUGUUAUAAAAAAAUAUCGUUUAUUUUAUACUGUAUAACCGUGACAUAGAUCUGAUAAUUAUUCUGGUAUCUCUAUUGAAAGUUGAUCACUAUCAUAUCAAAAAGUGAAAGAAACCGUCAUCUAUAAACACUUUCAAAUAACAUUUCAGUAAUAUAAUAUGGAUAGUAUUUGAUUCUCAAUGAUCAGUUGAGAAGUGUAAUUUGACCAAGUAUUGUUCACCUUUUGGCAAACUGAAACUGUGUACACAUUUUCAGAAUGAAUAACUAUUUGUUAUUAAUUUGGAAUUUGUCUAAAAAUGUUGGGCAUAGCUGUUCAAUUACUGAGCAAAUUACUAAAAGAAUUCUCAAGUGCCU